CAGUAUUGUUGCCACACACACAUGCUUUAUCACCUCCUUUACUCACUCAAAUGCCAACAAGGUUCCUAACCCUAACCCUAAAAAAAAGACAAUGUCAAAAUGAUCCAGUUAUGGGUUAUGUUGCUUGUUCUUCAUCAAGGAUAUACACUGAUUCCAGUGAUCACAGUUCAGCUUGGUGAACCUGUGACCAUCACAUGCCCUUUGCCCAAUAUUCAGAUCAGCCGUAGAAAACUCUACUGGUACAAGCAGAGUGCUGGGGAUGCUAUGAAAUUAAUUGGGACAAUGGAGAAUUCUUCACCACCUGCGUAUGCACCAGAGUUUUCUGAUUCAAGAUUGAAGAUGAGUAAUGAUAACAAAUUUAGCAACCUAACCAUUGUGAGGACAGUCCAAGAAGAUGAGGGAAUGUAUCACUGUCAAAGCUUGGAGUGGGUUUCAAAACCUGACUGGAGCGGGACAUAUUUGUUACUAAAAGGAAACACUCAUCAAAAGAGGACAUCAAACUAUACUGUUGUUCAGUGGCCAACAGUAUCUGAUCCAGUCGGUCCAGAAGACUCUGUGACUCUCCAGUGUUCAGUCCUCUCUGACUCUGACAAUAAAACAUGUCCAGGAGAUCACAGUGUGUUCUGGUUCAGAGCUGGAUCAGAUCAAUCUCAUCCAAAUAUCAUCUACACUGAUGGAAAUAGACACGAUAAAUGUGACAAGAGAUCCAACACUCAGAAAAGCUGUGUUUAUCGCUUCACUAAGAACGUCGGCUCCUCUGAUGCUGGAACUUAUUACUGUGCUGUGGCCGCAUGUGGAGAGAUAUUAUUUGGAAAUGGAACUAAAGUGGAAAUCGAGCGAACAACAACAAGUUCUGAAUUUAUGCUGCUGAUGAUAACAAUAGUCUGCUUGGUAAUUUCUGUGACUGGAAAUAUCGUUUUCUUCUGUUGCCGAACUCCAAGACUGAUGCGUAAACAACUGAAAGGAACAGUAAGUGUCUCUUCACAAGCAAGACAUGACAGUUCAAGCCAACCAGUACAUGAUAUCGCUGAAGUUGAAGAUGAUAUGAACUACGCUGCAUUGCAUUUAUCUGGAAGGAAAGCCACAAGCGGGAGGAAGAAGAAAGAGUUGAACAUGGACGAAAGUUUAUAUGCUCAAGUUAAAGGCUGAAUGUGUCAAGAGAAUAACCUGUGGUUGUUUAAUAGGAGUUAGUCAUGAUAAAAGCUAAAAUCAUAGCAUACAGACAUGCUCUUUAACUUCCAUGUUUAUUAAAUGUUUUUGUAAGUGC
Dicentrarchus labrax (European seabass) is the source of this 1267-nucleotide messenger RNA. Its product is annotated as immunoglobulin superfamily member 3-like. The record is from RefSeq and is a predicted model, not a curated record. Bases 100 to 1149 code for a protein of 349 amino acids. Lineage: Eukaryota; Metazoa; Chordata; Actinopteri; Moronidae. The transcript has 6 exons. Gene Ontology annotation, biological process: response to bacterium.